Bacillus rossius redtenbacheri is the source of this 14277-nucleotide messenger RNA. Its product is annotated as WD repeat-containing protein 26. The coding region runs from base 241 to 2019 and encodes 592 amino acids. The transcript has 12 exons. Lineage: Eukaryota; Metazoa; Arthropoda; Insecta; Phasmatodea; Bacillidae. Gene Ontology annotation, molecular function: protein binding. Gene Ontology annotation, biological process: proteasome-mediated ubiquitin-dependent protein catabolic process. The record is from RefSeq and is a predicted model, not a curated record. Gene Ontology annotation, cellular component: GID complex.
UCAAUGUCUGGUCGUGUUUAUGACGUCACAACCUAAACAUUGCUCAGCUCAGCUGUAGAUCGUAGUGUGUGUAGUCUGUGUGAGGUUUUGGGUGCACGCAAAAUUUCUUCGGAAACUAUCGUGUGCCUUGCGAAAUUUCAUCACGGCGACCCUUUAGCAAGCCUGGCCUCAAGCGGAGAGUCUGACGACGGUGGGCUUGCUCCGCCACCGCGUAAAAAAUCCCGUCUUGUGGACGAUACAAUGCAGCAGGCAGCAAAUGGCUGCACGCAACGCAAUGGAGUGUCCGAAGACCAUGAAGAGUCGUCUAGUCAACAGAAUGGCACCGAACUCUUGAAUGACACUAACGCAAUUAACGGGGGACCAAAUGGAAAUAUCUCCAGUACAAUAGACAAGACAAAUCAAGACAUUGUGCGGCUUAUUGGCCAGCAUUUGAAAGCAAUAGGGCUUAACCGGACGGCGGACGUGCUGAUGCAGGAGUCGGGGUGCCGGCUGGACCACCCGGCGGCCGCCAAGUUCCGGCAGCACGUCAUGGAUGGAGAGUGGAGCAAGGCUGACAAUGACUUGAUGGAACUUAAGUCGUUGCUGGAAAGCUCAUCACACAGCUUAGUUAAAAUGAAGUUUCUGUUGUUGGAGCAGAAGUAUCUCGAGUUGCUGGAAGACGGACGGGCAAUGGAUGCCUUGCAAGUCCUCCGUCUUGAACUGACUCCUCUGCAACACAACACCGCCCGUGUCCACGAACUGAGCAGCUACAUGAUGUGCAGCGGCCGCGAUGAGCUGAUGUCCCGCGCCGGCUGGGAGGGGAAGGGACUCCGCUCGCGCGUGCUGCUCAUGGACAAGCUGCAAGAGUUCCUGCCUCCAUCCAUCAUGCUGCCCCCGCGCAGACUCCACACACUAUUGUGCCAAGCAGUGGAACAUCAGAUCCACCAGUGUCCAUAUCACAACACCAAGGAGGAGGAAGAUGAGAUGUGUCUUCUCACGGACCACCACUGCAGCAAGGAGCAGUUUCCGUGUGAAACAAUCCAAAUCCUCAACGAACAUUGUGACGAAGUUUGGUUCUGUCGAUUCUCACCAGAUGGCUUGCAACUUGCCACUGGAUCAAAAGAUACAACAGUCAUCAUAUGGGAUGUAGAUCCGGAGACGCUGACCUGCAGGCACCGCAGGACGAUAGACGGCCACUCGUACGGCGUGGCCUACAUCAGCUGGAGCCCCGACGGCAAGUACCUGUGCGCCUGCGGGCCCGAGGACUGCCCCGAGAUGUGGGUGUGGAAGGUGGACACGGGGGAGCUGCAGGUGAAGGUCGCCCACUCCUCCGAGGACUCGCUCACCGCCUGCUCCUGGCACCGCGACGGCAAGAAGUUCGUCACCGGCGGCAUCCGGGGCCAGUUCUACCAGUGUGAUCUGGAAGGCAACAUCAUCGACUCGUGGGAAGGGGUUCGAGUGAACUGCCUCUGGUGUCGCAGCGACGGCAGAACUGUGCUGGCGGCCGAUACGCACCAUCGCGUCCGUUCGUAUAACUUCGAGGGUCUCACGGAUACCAACAUCCUGCAGGAGGACCACCCGGUGAUGGCGUUCUCGGUGAACAAGGACGACCGGCUGGCGCUGCUGAACGUCGCCACGCAGGGCGUGCACCUCUGGGACCUGCGGGACAGGUGCCUGGUGCGCAAGUUCCAGGGCGUCACGCAGGGCCACUUCACCAUCCACAGCUGCUUCGGGGGCGUCGACCAGAACUUCGUGGCUUCCGGCAGCGAGGACAACAAGGUGUACGUGUGGCACAUAAAGCGGGAGCUGCCCAUCGCCACGCUGAGCGGCCACACGCGCACGGUGAACUGCGUGGCCUGGAACCCGGUGCACCACCAGAUGCUGGUGUCCGUCUCGGACGACUGCACGGUGCGUGUGUGGGGUCCCGCGGGCCGCUCCGGCCGCUCCAAGCAGGCCUCCGCCAAGUCCAAGUACGGUUACGGAGGCGACACUUCAUCGUCAUCGUCCAACGGCAGCGUCUGGCACGACAUGGCGUCAUAGUAGUCUCCUCCCUCCGCCGCCCACUCUCAUCGCUCCCCGCCCCAGCGAGACGAGAACAGCGAUCAAAGUGCGAUUCAUCACAACAACGGCGCAACCUGCUCGAGAACUACCGGCUCGAGGGCCACGACAUUGGCACGUGCGGUUUGUUUGUUUUAUAUAUAUUUCAGGGAGAAAUGAUAUGUUCAAAGAUGUUAAAUUAAUAAUUUUUUAAGAAAGUAUAUCAUUUUAAUACUACAUAGGCUUUAUUAGUGUGUACAAAUGUUUUCAAAAUAAGUUUGCUCAGAGAUACCGGCAUAGUGUGUGCUGGUUAUAUGAUGGUUUUGUUUGUUGUAUUGCAAAUUUACUUUAUACUACAUCGAUGAUGAUGAUGUAAAAAAAUAUGUUAGUGAUUAACAACAAAAAUUGGCAUUGAUUAUAGCUGCUAUCAGUUGUUUUUGCAUUUGGUAUAGUCAAGAAGUAUUUGUUCCUGGUUGUUAUAUUGUGAAGAACUCUGAAUGAUAAAAUAUUUUAACAUUAAUUUUUCCUUGCAAAACUGGUAGUAAUAUCUGUUACCAUUAGUCAUGAAGUACUAAGGAAUAUUCUAGAUACCACAUUGAUUGCAUAUUCUUUGGAAGGUACAUAAAAAUUGUUUUCCAAAAAUUUUUUGGAUUAAUGAAUGAAAGUGAAUAUAAUUUUAACUUUUGCGGAGUUUGUUAAGCUCACAAUAAGUGUAAAAAUUUUAAUUAUGUAUUAUUAAAAGUACUAAAUUGAAUUAUGUCUAACUAAAAGUACUUAUAAGGCUAUAAUUUCUGCCAUUUUGUUGGAAUUAUUCCAUAAGGUAUACGCAACAGCGAAACAUUUGUUAUAUUUUUUAUGGAAUUUCUCAGUGUUUUGUACCUGCUCAUAUUACAUUUAUUGUUUUAUCAAAUAAAAUAUCUGGCUCCAAAUAGGUUUUUCCAUAACAAUCUAGUUUUCUACUUAUUUUAUUAGAGUCUUGAAUUUUGAACAUAAAUCAGUGUAACAUGUUUAUAAUAAAAAAACUUAGGUUUUUUUUGUAACAACAUUCGAAACCAAUGACGCGAGGUGCUAUAAGUCUAUGUUGUAAGUCAUUACGGGGCAGUUCUGUAUCCAUUUGUUGCCAUCCAUUUGCGUCUUGGAACUUACUGUGUGCUUCAAAGAAAACUUGAGAGGCUACAAAAUAUUUUAGAACUCUGGCUGUUACUUUGUUUGUUCAGUUUCUUUACAGCUUCUAAGAAGGGUAUUUAAAAUAAAGCAGACAGUAAUUUUAACUAUAAAAUAAGUUGGCUUAAAAAAAUUUAAUGGUUAUAAUGAGAGGAAAACUAUUUUCUUGUAAGUUAAUGUGUGAAACAUUUUGAUUUAGAAGUUGUUACUUUUCGAAUUGGCAGAUGUGGAAUACUUUAAAUGAAGACAUGCUAGGUAUUAGGCUGGCUUACACAGUCGCGUAAGGAAAAUCCGAGCAAAAAAUUCUGAGGUUAGUAACAUUACCUUAAAAAUUGAAUCAUGUACUUAUUAUCUUAAGAAAUUAAUCAGUGUAACUUGUUCAUAAUGACAAACCUUUCUUCUUUACCUUCAGAGCUAUAUCAUGCUUAAUUUGCAUCACAAAGCAAAUGGUUUACACUGUUGCCAGAUUAAUACAACUUGUCUUGUUUACACUAUUAAUCUUAUUUUUCAUAUCAUAGUUAUAUAUAUUAAAUUUUAAUAUUUUUUUUAAAUUACAAUUGUUGAUUUUUCUUAGACCAUAAAAAAGUGUUUAUUUAAAUAAUUAUUAAGUUGUAGUCAUUCUAAAGAUCAAAACUAAUUCAGUACUAAAAGCCAAUAUUUCACAGGAGAAACUAUUUGUAUUAGUUCCUCACUAUUAGCUAUAAGGCAUUUCAUUAAAUUAGUUGCUUUGCUCAAAUAGAGCCAAAUUUUUUAAAUAUUAAUUUGAUAGAAAAAAAUGUGUUGGCAAAAACUGUUGAAACCAAGAGGACAUCUUUCUGUCACAUGUCCAAGUAAAAAUUUAAUAUUAUUAUAUGAUUUUAAUGAAAUAUAAGAAGAAUAUAUAUUUUUUUUAAAUUUAUUCCAAAUUUUUAUUUAGAGAGUACAAUAAUUUCAAAAAUAUUUUAUUAAAUUAUAAAGUUAUGUUCAAGGACAGUACUAAUGGCAGAAAUUCUGCUUUGGAAACAGAGUAAAUGCCCAUUACAAUGCAUACUGCAAAAUAAGGUUGAGAAACGUGAUAGACAGUUGUACGUUUUAGCUGUGAGGUUGUUGAUCAACAUUAGCUACCCAGCUCCGAUGGCAGAUUGGAUUCCCUGCCAUCGCCCGACGAAGACUGCACCAAAUGAUACUGCAGUGGUUUGCCUUUCAUAGAUUCCAUGCCAUUUAUGUUGUGAAAUAAAUAAAAAAAUUCUGUGUAGGUAAACUAGUUUACUCUAAUACAGCUGGUGGUAGUUUGAAAAUAAGAUUACACAUAAUAAAUAAACUUAUCAGUGUGUAUCAACAUUCAGUUAUAGUUAUGAUGUGAAUUGGCUCGAUGUGUAAUCAUUAGGCCUGUAUGGUUUCCCAAUUUUUUUUGGUUCCAGUUUUGGGUCAAUUAAAACAACCAAAUCUUUGAGAACUUUUCAAGUAUGCAUUUUUUUUGUAUGUUUGAUAUUUUUUACGGCCUGUAAUGUUAACCAAUGUAACUUUCAUAAUUCUGAACAGGUAAACAGAUACAUUUUUUGAAAGUCACCAAUUUCUUAGGUUGUAAUAUUUUGUGAAACAAUUUAUGCCACAAUUUUAUUAAGUAUAAGACAGACUUCUAAACCUAUUUAGUAGAGUUCUUCUGAUACCUGAUACAAAAUUUCAGCCUUGGUUGAUAGUUUAAGGUACAUAUCUGCAAAAGUAUUGAAGGUAAAAAAAAAAUAUGUUCACAUCUUUAAUUUUUUUUAAAUACAUGCUUUUUUUAUCAUAGUUUCAACACUAGUUUUAUCUUUAUUGAAUAGCCGUAGCAUUUAGUUGGUAGUUCUACUGUUUAGUUUGAAAGUUAAGAUUUCUGGCAUUACCGCAUGUUAAAGAACAACUAUUUAAACAAAAACAAAAAAAAAAAAGAAAAAAUUAUAUUUAUUGCAUUAUAAAACAAAAGGAUUUUAAAGCUGUUAACUACCAAAAUAAAUUAUUUAAAAAUUGAAAUAAAACAUAUAUGAAUGAGUGCCAAUAACACUGAACUAUAAAAUGGGAAUACCCGUCGCGUGGCAGGCAGGUGGUGGAAUUCACGUGGCAUGUGGACGAACCGUACGGGCAGGGCUGCCAGCAGUCAGCAGGUUUAGAGGAGAACUGGCACCCCUGAGGCACACAUGGAUAGAGACUUCGAUGUUUUAGGACGAUGUGAAUUUGUGUUGCGUAUAACCCCGGGCUUUUGUCUCUAACACUGAAGCAGACUGAUGUGGCAAGAGGGCCCUCAUACCACCAUGGCAACUGGAGUUGCCCGCUUGUUAAUUUAAGGCAGAGGAUGUCAUGAUUACUGACGUCCUUUUCGAUGGCUGAACUGUCAUGUAGGCCCAUGUACUGUAAAUGAAAUCGUACAACAACAGCAGCAACAAAUCCUAUAGCUCGUUACGGUAGAAUUACUAGUCGUUAUGAGCUAGAAUUAAGAGAAACAUUUCAGAUCACUAAUUUAUUCCACAGUUAAUAGGUUUACAACAGUAAUAUCGACAGUUCAGCGACAGAGACAGUCCACUUACUUUAUACUCAAAGACUGUUUUGUCUGUAUUUCAAUCUCUUUAUGAUUACAAAAUAAUUAAAACUAGAAUCUAUUGAUACCUGAUAUCUUAAAUUUCAGGUCACAAUAUAAACAAUAAUGGGCUUGUCCUAGGAAAUUGUCUUACGAACUCAACUGAGCUGCAAGCAGGGCAGGGGGACCCCGGAUGUGUCCUGGACGCCUAAACAUAACAUAUAACGUUAAUCAUCUGCCAAUAAGAUUGCAUAGGGAGGCUCGCAAAUGCCUAGGUUGUACAGUGCGUGAAGGUGGAAGUGAACACUGAUUAUUUACUCAUAGUGAAGAUGACUGCGCGGUCCAUGGUUGCCUCGACCAGUGAACACACUGUCGGGUGGACAGCGGCCAAAAGGACUCUUGUGACGUGAGUGGCCAGAAUCACGUGAAGUCCUGAGGCUCUUCAGUUUACAUAGCAGUCAGCGGGGAGACUGCGUACGCCAGCGUGGCACUUGAAUCACGCCAUCCCCUCCUCCCGGCGAUUUCAACGAGUGUCUCUGGAUUCCAUAACGCACAUCUGUACGCCAUUAAAACUUCCUGUACAGAAGGUGCUGCCUCAGUGCUCUGGUGUGUUAUUUUUAGCGAUUCCUUCGUCGUACACUGGGCGACGUAAUCCUGCUGCACGGCCAGAAAGCUAAGAGCUCACUUCUGCCUCUCUUAGCUGAACAUACAGCAACUCCCAGAGUGGAUGCUAAAACUGAAGUCAAUAAACGUUGUGAUACACUGCUCUAAAUGUAUAUUAGAGUGCAACUCUGCAUCCUUUCUUAAACUGUGGCUUCCUUUCUGGCUUUAUUUAACUUCAAUGUAUAUUACUGUAAUUGUUAAACUUUAUGAAAUACUUUAAUUACAAGGUGUCCUGUUCCUCACAUUUCUUCGCCUUCAGUAUCAUGAUAGCCAGCAGCAAUUCGCCUAGUCCAUGGUUUGAUGUUAGCUGAACACUACGUAAAAAAAAAAAGUUUUAGGCUCCUCUUUACUGUGUUGUUGAAUUGCUUUUCAUUAUUGUUAAAUGACCUUGGUUAAAUGAGAUCCCAUCCAUAUUUUUAUAACUAAACUUAAGAAUAAAAAAUUUUUCUUUCUUUUUUUUUAUUGAAAACCAAAACCGGAAUCUAAAACUGAGGUUUGUAAUGUAAAACUGAACCAGAACUACACAGACCUAGCUAUCAUUUCAGUUUUUUUCAACUUGUGUUAGUGUUGUCUACUGUUGGAUUUCAUCUCGUCAUGUUGAAUUAUUUCAAGUUAUACAGAAGACAAAUAGAGUAUUGAUUACGGCGGUAACCUUGGAUAAGCAAAAUCAUGGAUAACACGGUACAAUUUGAAUAUCGUCUAAGGGUUUUAGUUGGCCCAGUGGCAUCAUUUUUCAGGGUGUUUUUCCAAUUUCAUAUGUCUGCAUGAUUAGCCCAACCAGUAAAAGGCAUUUUUGAGGUAAAUAACAUUAGGCUUUCUACAACCGUUAGAUGAUUUUCUAGGUCCUCAAGCGAAUGUUUCAAUAGGUUUUGUUGGUAAUGGCGCUUCAGGUUGGCUCUGAUAAUACGGAACUUUGAUUAAUCAAAGCUCAGGCGAACUAUACUCUACUGUACAUGGUAAAUAUUGUGUUGCUCUGAGGUGAUUCCAUUAAACAGCUCAACAUAUUUUCAGUUUGCUGGUAAUGCUUAAUUUGUUGCGUCCUGCAUACCUGUAAAUCCCUACUCCUGCAACAGCAUGAUGCGUUUAUUUACUCAUUGGAGAGCUUUUGCAGAAGUUUCCGUAUUUUCCGAGCAAAAAAAGCGGAAUCAAACAUUUUUAUUUUGAUGUAUUAUUCCCAAUAAUUUGACUAAACUAUAAUGUGGGCUACCCCUACUGAUAGGCCACCAAGUUCUGAAACCACUUUUACGACUUCGUAAACAAGGAUUUCCAUGCUCGAGUUGAGUAACAUUUAAUGUAGACACAGAAUAUGGGUAACAUUUAUAAAUCUGUUUGUUAAUAAUGUGCCCUAAGUAUCUCAUUGAUAACAUUUUACACCAACAUUCUAUUCACAUGAAAUUAUUUCAGUAAGGUAACUUUAUAUUUUUGGCAUGACUGUACUAUUUAGGUACUACCAUGUCAUUGUAUAUCAAAAAAAUGUUUUACAGUGCACUGAUAGUCUUAGUGUUUGCAUUUCACAAAAUGUGUACUUGGAAGAAGACAUUUAUUGAGGGUUUAUCACUAUGAUCUGCCGUACAGUCAGUGCCUGCCAGUUUUUGCAAUUUGCAAGUUUUCCUUUGUAACUGGGUGGGUCUGUGGGGAAGUAGGUAAGUUAUGAUAAGUUUCAAGUUUUCUGGUAAGAGUGAUUCUGUGUUUUGCCAGUGUCUAAUUUUUAACAAUAAAAAUAAACUUAAAAAGUAAUUAUUACAGUGAAACUUCAUUAAUAAAUACUCUGUUAAAACAAAAGUAUUAUUAUUAUUAUUAUGAAAAAAAUAGUUUUUUGUUCCAAGUGUAACCAUGUGUAAUGAAUGGUUAAUCUUAAUACAAAUAUCCCAGGUUAAUGUAAGAAAUCAGUGUUAAGUUUCAACUAAAAUAAUACUAAUUGCUUUGGUUUAUUUUAGGGUGAGAAAUUUUAUUCUUUCAAAAUCAUGGUAUAUUUUUUUGCUGUUAAUUUCUAAACAUUUGAUUAAUUUUUCUUUCUUAAAUCCUUUAAAUGUGAUGCAGCCAUCCUAUAAUUGUAUUUUACAAUCCUUAAAAAAAAGUAAUUUUGGUGCAGUAUAAAAUUAUGUGCAAGUUUUAACUUUAUUUGAAUAUGAUUCAGAAGUUAUAUAAACAUUGUCAUUAAAUUUUGUAACAGUUUGGUUUUUGGUUAUUACUUCAUUAUUACAAAGUGACAAAAGUUAUGGUCCCUUAAAGUUUGUAUCAUUGAGGUUUGACUGUAGUUCUUAAACUAAAGUAUUCAAAAUGCCUCUCACUUUCUUCCUUUUAGCCACUCGGUUAGAGUUCUUGUUGGUCUUGAUUGCUAAGACAUGUGUUGAGUGUCGUGGGAUCAAUACCAACGCCUGGCUGGACACAAAUUCACGAGCUGUGAGCGUACCCAAGUGGUUAGGAGCCCAUUUAAACUAUCUUCACCUUAACCAUCUUCCCUUAGCCUUUUGCAUGCCACAGGUUUGUCUAGUUCUCUUUCUUUUUCUGUUUUCCUUCUCUGCUGUAUGUUGUAAUGAAUUAUUUGGCAUAUUUUUCUAGCAUGCAUCAAAGCCUUGUCUUUCCACUGCCACAUAACCAUUAAAAUUAUACAAAUUACUGUGAAGUGGACUGAAGUAAUCACUGCAUAUGUUUGAGAGCGCUUAGUUUUUGAGUGGAAUGCUUAUUCGUAUAGUAUUUUGAAGAAUUCAUUAAUAUUCUCUAGAUCUGUUUUGGAUAUAGUUUGAAGAAUGCCGUGUUUUCCUGCGCACGAGACGAGGUUUAUAAACAGUUUUGGAGAUCUCAAGUCUGCAAACUCGGAGGGUGUGUGGUGGUAUUAAAGGUAGGCUCAUCUAGGAAAUAGCUGUUUAUUUGGUCUGUUUUUCUGUGCUGCAAAAUUGUAGUUGGAGCUGAUUGACCUCACCUUUGGUUUCCUUUUGUGUAUUACGAAACCAAUGGUUUAUAAGUUCAAGGACUUGACUUUUCCCUAAUGGGGCACUGGCAGUGUUGCUUAAGCGAGCCUUCGUCGUUCUGUCGACGUGCCUGAGGUCACUCCGAUUGCAGCACCACGUGGAUUUGUUUAUUCUCAAGACAAUGUCCGAUCCAGGAUGUUCUCUGGGCGAGAGAUCCUCGUAGCCUGACUGUGAGAUACCACACCCCUGGGAGCCAGCUGUCGGAAGAGCAGCGAACAGAACUCACGUGUGCUGCUGCGAUCGCCAACGCAGCUAAAAGCCUCCGCGGGAGGGCGGUCCAGAGCUGCAACACUCGCAGACGAAAGGCCUGGGUCUGGCCACGGCAGUGCGGACUGUGUUGCGAUGGGUCGGCUUCACUUCCUUGUUAGCACGCAGAAUAGCAUCCGGUACAUGCCACUUCUCAAGAUUUAUCUCUCUGUCCAAGAGGAGAAAGUGGAAAGAUGAUGAAGGUAGAUAGUCUCUGUCUUCUGUUUCACAGAGAAAUUUUAGCAGGGUUUUAACUGUGGUCAUGGUUUUUGAAUUGUGUUUGAAAAAUAAAUUGGUAAAGUAGACUAGUAAGAAUAAAGGAAUAUGUGCUCAGUUUAAUAAAUUCCAUCAUGCAUGAACAUUUGUAAUAAACUGUCACUAAUGUAUGAUUAUUCAACCUAAAAGGGAGGGGCACCUCUACCCAUCUCACUCACUCCUUGGAUAGUCACGUUGUGGGCCAAGCCCAAGGCUGGGAGAAGUGGAUCUGCUCAUUCAUUCCGAUAUCCGGGCGGCGCUAGUGAGGGAGUGUGUAGUCGGUACAAGUUCGGUGAGGUGUGCAUACGGACCCAGUGUUAGACUCUCUCUCACGGCGAGACGUCGCCCACGUGGUAGUAGACUCGAUCUCCCCCCCCCCCCCCCCCCCUCUACCCUCCUCGUACUGUCGCACAUACAAAGAACUGGCUCACUCUGAGCACCGGACACAUUACAUAAUUUUAAUUAUUGUGGGCCCUUUAGUGUCCCGCACGCCUCAAUUCAAAACCGCUUGCUUACCCUUUUAGUCAACACAUCUUUUACUAUUGGUCAACUUUAUUCCACUCACUACGGUUUAUCAGUCUGCAGUUUUACGCGUUUGCUUCUCCAGCAGCUUGAAGCAUUGGGGCAUGCGGUAAGGGAGGUUUCAGAUGACCAAAUGCAGCAGGGAGCAGACACACCUGUUCUGUCUGGCAGGCAGAGUUGACGGAGGCAUGUAGUGGUGGUUGGCACCGAAGUUCAAUGCUGGCGCUAGGGUCACGACGUUACAAAACUUAAUUACAAAAAGUACUAAACGAAAACACGAGUGGUAAAAAUAAAUUCUGUAUAAUCCUUUCACAAAAAUACAAAAGUCCGUAAUUAUGUAAAUGCAAAAACAGAAACAUGCUGAAUGCAACAGGAAUUUGUGUGGAGUGGUCUGCAAGUUAAAAUUGGAAGAAGUUAGUUUAUUAAUACCUCUAUUACAGAUACAUACACCAUGAACGUGAAACGGUACAUCAGCUUAGAGUGUAGUGCACGGGUUACGUUGAAUCAAUUCACAGGGAUCAAGCAAGAAUCAGGUGACAUCUCUUGAUGUCAUUCUGCAUCACUGCAUUGACACGAUGUGUGCAGUGUACGCUUGACUUAACAGUCGUACUAGCAAAUAAGAUUGUAAGGUAGAUGAGAAAAGCUACUUUAAUGCAAAUUUGUAUUUGACCACUUGAAAUAAUGAAUAAGUUCAGAUUGGUCGGAUGAAACUACAACUUGCAUGAGCAGGAUGUCCAAAUUCGGGAAAGUCAGGGAUUUUGAAAUUGGUAAGUGAAAGAAAGAGAAUCUACUAUAAAAUGUACCUGGAAAAGUCAUGGAAAUUCCUCAGUGACACUAAUUUAAAGGGGAAAUGUCAUGCUCUAAUAUGUCAUCACCCAGACUUUGAACACUUAAAAUGGCGUAUGCAAGGUUGUUUUUGAAUUAGUGCAGCUAUAGAGUGGUAGAGGCUGGGUUGCCUUUAUUUCUUCCAAAAUAUUUGUCAAGAAAAUCUGUAAUUUUGGUCAUGGAAAGUCAGGCAAGUUUUUCUACAGAUGUGUAUGGACACCCCAAUGACCUCUGGAUGUAGUAAGGACUUUAAAAGUAAAGAAGACUAAUUUAACGAAAACAUAAGCUGCAUACUCUUGGUUUCCACUUGAGAGGCAUUUCUGUUUCCCACAUUUAACCUCAUACUGUUAUUUAGACUGUGUUUCAAUGUUCCUCUCUCAUUUCCGUAGAAACGUAAAGAUUCCCAUUUGUUUUAACGAAACACCAAUUAGUUAUCACUCCUCAUGUUCUUCAUAGUUAACCUCAAUGCAAAAUUGUUCUGCGUUUCCUGGCUCCAAGCCAUCUGUUGUUCCUGCACCUCACUUCUCGUUUUCUCCCCACGCCACCCGGACUUUCAGCCUUCAUUUUUUAUGCUGUUCCUUCUUUUUGUCUCUACUGAAUCUCCUCUCCAGUAUCAUCACUCCAUCAUACCUUUUCCGCCUGACAAACAGCAUCUUGAGAAAGAAAAGAAAAAGUUGAAUUUCUGACCUAGACAGUAUGUUGAGAUUAGUAUUUCUACUUCAAGAUAGAAUGAUUUUUUUUGAAGCCAAGACGUAAGGUGUAUACAUAUAUAGUAUUGCUUAAUGUAUAAUGUUUAUAAGUGAAGUGAAUAAUAACUGUUCUUGUGGGUGGAAAUAUUUCAAACUCAACACCAGCAGCUGAAAAUGUUUUGCACUGUACAGUAUUUUCUGGAAGUGAAUUUACCUUCAUUUCUGAAGUAUGUAUAGAUAUUUUUCUGAAUAAUUGGUUUUCCUAAUUUAUUUUGAAAACUUAUAAUGUAAAUAAUAAAUCAUGUUUACAUUUUCAUAGAAGAUUCUGAAUUAAUAUUUUAUUCAAAAUGUUAUUUGUCUGGUUAACAGUCUUAUUGUGUUGUUUUUUUAUCUUAAAAAUAAAUUGAUCGGUUUUGUGACCAUACUUUUUAAUAGUGAAUACUUUUUUUUCCUGGUUCUCGAUUCGGUUCCGGUUCUUAAAAAUUGGUUCUUGGUUCUCAGUUUCAGGUUAACGUCCAUACAAGUUCAAGUUGUACUUAAGAUACAGUAGACCCUAAUAAAUGGUUUAUUUGUUUAACAUGACUUCUAAGUGCCCCACUUUACCAUAAUUAGGACACGAACAAGCCACCUAGCCCCUAGACCCAGACCCAGAAAUUUCUUGAGUUGCAAGUUUUUAAAACUUUUAGUUAACAGACAUCAAAUCUUGGGUAAAAUUGGAGAAAUUAAUAAAAGACCCUUUAUCUUGCUAAACCAAACCCCUCAGAACACUGGAAUUAUUAUUGUCAUUGGGUCGUUUGGCUUGAAAAUAUGUGGCUGGGAAAAUGUAAUUGACUAUGGGUUGAAAGUGCCGAACGCGUGACUAGGCGUGUCAGAAGGACGUAUAAAGAGAAAAACAUCCUGUUGGAUAAGGGUGUGGGAGUGAUGGAAAAACUCCUGUAAAUCACUGCAGUUAUAAGUUUUAAAAGUAUAUUGAGCCUGCAUUAUUUUUCUCUAGGUUUACUUUUAUUUGAAAUGAUCAUCCUUUCUUCUAGAGAAAAGAGGGACAAAAAAAGGGUCCGAAUCGCUGCACAAAAACUCUUUUGUUUACGUUGGCCACUUCAUGCUGACAUUAUCUUUCCAUCUAUGCUAUGGGGGCUACGCUAGGGGGUGAAGUAAGGGAAGAGGAGUCUGCCCUUUGUCGCUGUGGUGCGUGCAAUUUUCAAAGAUUUACGAACCAUUUACUAAUCACGUGGGACUAAAAGUUAAAAGACGUGUGCAUAUUUGUCGCCGGCAAUAUACCACAGCAUUUUACCGGGAAAAGGAUUAGCUGUUGUGCUUUCCUGUAGUACCAGCACCGGUACCGACAUUACAUACACGGUUCUCGGUGCUGGUUGAUUUGCUGAGAACCGGCGGAAUCGGAACCGACCCAUCACUACUUUUUAUUGUAUUUGUAAAAUAUUUAUAGGAAUUUACCUGGUACUUCAAAGAAUUUGUGAGUAAAUCAUGGGAUAAAAAAAAAUACCCUGUGGAUUUUCUUUCAUUAAUAUUGUAAGCAUUUGUAAUGUGUUUACUAAAAAUAUUUUAUAACUUUUUUGUUUGAAUGCCGUAGUUUCGAGGAUGGAUUUGUGUGCUUAACAGAAUAUCAUUGUGCAUGUUAUAAUAUUGAUGCACAGUUCUGGCUGUAAUGGUUUAUUAUCAUUAUGUAAGAUUGGAACAUUGUUACAUUUUUGUGAUCCUUAAUUUAUGUUAAAAAAAAAAAAUAUUUGGCAUUGGACAUGGCUAUAAAUAACAAUGCAGACAUUAAAAUUUUCAGGUUGUGAGCCUAAUUUCCCUUGGUUGUUUGAUAAGAAAUUAUUUUUUGUUGUUGAGCAACCAGCAAUACCAUCAACAAUUAUUCAUUUCCUUUGGCAUGUAAGAUGGGUAGUGGUCCAAAAUUUAAAAUGUCAUAUGUAAUGUUUGCAUAUGUUUUACAUGAUUCUUAAAUAGUGUGAAGUUGGAGUGCUGUCAUAAAAAUAUAUGCAAAUGAUUUUAAUGUUGCUUUAUGUGAUUGUGUAGGAAGGAAUUCGUAUAACAUUUUUACCCAUAAAUGUGUUAAAAAAAAUUUUCAUGAUCACUUCUGACUGUGAUAGGCUGAGUGUGUAUAAAAAAUGCACGUAUAUAGAUAACCUACAUGUUAAGAUGUUUGUUUAGGUAAGAAGUGUGGGUAUAAUGUCAUUGGAAUUUUAUCAUCAUACUUAAUUGUGAUAUAACUUUGGUAUUCAUGAGUGACAGAUGUGUGUUGAAUAGUUUUAAUUGUAUUAAAAAAAAGUUUAUUUUAAUAAGUUUUGUCAUUAAUUUCUGUAUGAUGACUUGUGGAAAAAUAUUCAUUGCAAUAAAUUUGUGUAUAUUCACAAUAAAGUUUUUAGUAUACAAGGAA